Molecule: messenger RNA, 754 nt
Organism: Dreissena polymorpha
Lineage: Eukaryota; Metazoa; Mollusca; Bivalvia; Myida; Dreissenidae
Product: testis-expressed protein 49-like
Exons: 3
Coding region: 132-566 (144 amino acids)
Source: RefSeq, a predicted model, not a curated record
UCGAGAACCAAUCAAAUGUACGGUUGGAAUCAAACCGGGGACCAAAUUAUUGUUUUGCAUAGCAACAUUUACGCAUAAGGAUACUUUCAGUUUGCAUAAACACAUAAUUUGCGCAUAAAUCAACAUCUCAAAUGUCUUUCUUUGGCUUGAGCCAACUCGGUUACCAAAAUGCAAUCAGAGAGGGAUCGGCCAGAGCAAAGGCUGAUCCUCAGCGCUCGAAAACACAACUCGGUUUCAUUGCUCUGCCACCAUUGACAGAUUCUAAUCCUCCAAGACGGUCCAUUGUUCCAGUGGACCAGGUGUCGUCAUACGGCCCAGGACCUAGAGACUCAUAUGUAGAGUUCACAAGAAUGCGGACAAAGCACAUUAGAAACCCAAGAGAAACAUAUCAGUUAUACAACUACCCUGUGACCAAUAGCCACUGCUAUGGCUGGUGGACUCACAAGGAACCCCUGAGACACAAUAUGCCAUGGGCUCAUGUGCCCAGACAAGUGAAAAUCAACAGUGAAAUGACCAGAUUUGUGGACCAAAUGGCACUCACUAACAGAGAAUUCACCCUUUUCUAAGUGUUCCAAAAACAAUCUCAUAAUCAAAAACUUUCAGUAUUACUAGAUCUUUAUAUUUCUUUUUCAUGUUCUCCGUUAUGAAAAUGUGUGUGUAAAUGUUUUAUUGUUAUUGUUUGUUGCAUAAUAUGUUGAAAUAUUCACAUACAUAAAUUGGCUUUUUUCCCAAUAAAAUUGUUGACACCCUUCAA